Molecule: messenger RNA, 603 nt
Organism: Prorocentrum cordatum
Lineage: Eukaryota; Dinophyceae; Prorocentrales; Prorocentraceae
Source: the annotation of a GenBank genome assembly
AUGCUGUCGCAAAGAAAAGGAAUCAAGAGCUAUAUCAAGCGGUGGGUCACUCAGCCGGUGCAGGGCGAGAUGAACAAGCGAAUGGUGAACUGCUGCUACGUCGACGCCAACAAGGCCGUUGGCGACGACACGUCUGAAAACGACACUGGCAGCACGUGCAAUCUCGUUUUGCAUGGGGUCACUACUACUGUUGGUGACGAGGGGGGCAAGAAGGGCGUGGACGAGAAGGAGGAUAAGAAAGGCCCGAAAAUGGAUCUUCGUUGUUCCCUUGCUGUCAGAGGCGGCAAGUGUGACCUGCCGUUCUUUGGCAGAGUUAUCGAAGAAGGCCCAGCUCAGCACAUGGCAAAGCAGACUAUUUUAUUCUUGGGUAGUGGUAACGAUUCGUCACCUUUGCCAUUGUACACUGAUGGUUCUUCUUUCGUGAAUUCGUUGAAGAGCGACUGCUGCAUCGCUUUCCUGGUGCCGAUAUUGCCAAUUAUCAACGACAAUGACAAGCCGAGGGACACUAUUGCCGAAGGCGAGGUGGCAUCGGCAACUGCGAUCGCACCGGCAACAGAAGAUGCGACAGCACCAGUCAAGUCGAACAAGAAGCCGAAGAAAUAA